Messenger RNA from Acanthosepion pharaonis, 819 nucleotides. The record is from the annotation of a GenBank genome assembly. Lineage: Eukaryota; Metazoa; Mollusca; Cephalopoda; Sepiida; Sepiidae.
AUGCUGUUGUGCUUGUGCAGGAAACUGUCGGGCCGCCCAACCAUUCAAUUCUUGUGCCACCGAGACACGCACAUAGAUUUUAGUCCAGACCUCUCCAAACUCACCAAUUCGCAGAUGACUCCCCCACUCCCACCAUCCGCCCCGACAUUCCCGGUACCCCGACGAUUCCUUCCCUCGUUCAUUAUUUCGGCUUCAACCUUGAAUCAAGUUUCUUUGUUGGCUCGCACCAGUUUUCGCUUUUUCUUUCUUUUCCUUCCCUUAAACUUCAACACACAAACGUACACACAAUUGAAAUUAACCUCCACCCACUACUCGUUACCUAGUCUGUCUGUCUGUCUGUCUUUCUUUCUUUCUUUUUGCCUGUCUUUCUUUCUUUCUUUCUUUCUUUCUUUCUUUCUUUCUUUCUUUCUUUCUUUCUUUCUUUCUUGCCUUCUUUCUUUCUUGCUUUCUGUUUGUCUGUCUGUCUGUCCGUAUUUCUUUCUUUCUUUUUUUCUGUCUGUCAGUUUUUCUUUCUUUCUGUCUGUCUGUCUGUUUGUCUUUCUUUCUUUUUGUCUGUCUGUCUCUCUGUCUUCCUUUCUUUCUGCCUGUCUUUCUUUCUAUCUGUCUGUCCGUCUUUCUUUCUUUCUUUAUUUCUGUUUGUCUGUCCGUCUUUCUUUCUUUUUUUUCUGCCUGUCAGUUAUUCUUUCUUUUUGUCUGUCUGUCUGUCUGUCUUUCUUUCUAUCUUUCUUUCUGUUUGUCUUUCUGUCUGCCCGUCUUUCUUUCAUUCAUUUUUUUCUUUCUGUCUCUCUGUCUGUCUGUCUACCUGUCUUUCUUUUCUAA